This is a messenger RNA of Neoarthrinium moseri, 1260 nucleotides long. RefSeq lists its product as uncharacterized. The record is from RefSeq and is a predicted model, not a curated record. Bases 1 to 1260 code for a protein of 419 amino acids. Lineage: Eukaryota; Fungi; Ascomycota; Sordariomycetes; Amphisphaeriales; Apiosporaceae. The transcript is spliced from 2 exons.
AUGUCGUCUUCGUCCUCGUCCUCGUUGGCGACCGGCAAGGCGGGCCUCAUCAAGGCCGCCGAUGACGCCGGCAGCAUGGACAAGCUUGCACAUGCUGUCCUGGACGACUUAUUAUACAACAUCGUGCAUGACCUGCUGAUCAAGGUACACCGGGAGGAGAAGAUCGCCCGCGCCUCGACGGCUGCCAUCCGCGUCGAAAAGCUGGCUGCCGACGCCUCGGAUGCCUCCCUGACCGAUGCGAGACCCGACGUCAAGGUCGAGACGGACGCUGCGACCUAUGACGAUGGCAAGGUUCUGCUCAAGGGAAACCCUCUAGUCACCACAAAAGACAUUCUCUGCCCGAGAUGUCACCUCCCGCGACUACUCUACCCGACCGAUGGCAAAGGGGCCAGGAAGCCCGACCCGAGCAUUAUAUACUGCAAGAAGUAUCCCUACAUCGAUAAGCCCGGCUACGAUAUCUACGGCCAGACAUGGGUGCCCCAGGGCCCGGGCAGAGGCAAGAAGAAGAAGGACAUGGAGAAGAAGACGGACACGCCACAGGACACGCCCGGAGGUACCCCCGGCCCCGACGACGCUGGAGGCAAAGGCGGUGCGGCGUCGCGGCCGCCGAACGUGCUAUCAUUCCCCUCGGCAACCUGCAGCAAAUGCAAGCGGUGCAUUCUUGUUACGCGGCUGAAUAAUCACAUGGGCUCCUGCAUUGGCAACAGCGGACGCAAUGCCAGCCGCGCCGCUGCGCAGAAGAUCAGUAAUGGUGCCAACGGCCAUAGCGGAAGCCAGGGCGACAAUACGCCGCCGAACAGUCAGAAGGGAACUCCGUUGUCGGGAUCGCGAGCAAGCAGCCCCAAGAAGCGGGACAGCGAAGAGGCAAAUUCCGACGACGAUACCGAGAAUGAUACGGCCCAUAAGAAGAAGAAACUGAAGCCAUCGGCUGUCAACCCGCCCAAGAAGGUCAUUCUCAAGACCAAGAACAGCAGUUCUGGUCUCAAGAAGGAGAAGGUCAAAGGCAACUCCCUACUGAGCGUCGAGCAGAAGAUAGACGACGAUGACGCCGAGGGCUCGACUGUCGAGGUAGCGCCCAAGAAGAACACGGCAAAGCAGCCCAGCCCAGCCAAGAAGCUCAAACUCGGUGUUUCCAAACCAUCACUAUCGUCGCCGGCGACCAAGAAUGGCAAGACAAAUAGCGCGAAUGGUGGAGGCGGCGGCGGUGACGAUGCGGCUAGCGAGAGCUCAGGCACACUGUCUUCUCCACCUGGCGCUUGA